Messenger RNA from Penicillium waksmanii, 1596 nucleotides. RefSeq names its product DNA-directed DNA polymerase delta subunit POL31. NCBI's taxonomy places the organism in Eukaryota, Fungi, Ascomycota, Eurotiomycetes, Eurotiales, Aspergillaceae. Gene Ontology annotation, biological process: DNA strand elongation involved in DNA replication; DNA replication. The transcript has 5 exons. The coding region runs from base 1 to 1596 and encodes 531 amino acids. Gene Ontology annotation, molecular function: DNA binding. Gene Ontology annotation, cellular component: delta DNA polymerase complex. The record is from RefSeq and is a predicted model, not a curated record.
AUGACACCAAACGAAGACUUCGGCUUCUUGCGGUCUCCCAGUAACGACAACGAAGACUGUGAACAGGUCUACCGUGCUCCCUCCUACUACAACCCCCUUGAAACUUUCAAAUUACCCCUCGGCGGCGAACGACACUAUAAGCAGCAAUAUGGCGACAUGUACUUCUUGCGCCUGGCGAGGCUGAAGCCCGCCGUGGAAGAAGUCGCCAUAGCAGCCUGGGAUGGACUUACCAUCGCUGGAGAGCAUGCGCGUCGCGUGGAUCGAGUCCUGGAUGUGCGACAGGGAGAGCUGUGCUGGAUGGCCGGCACCGUGUAUAUGGAUAUGCCAUUGAAGCCCAAUAUUCUGAACUUCACAUCCGCACCCGCGCCGCGUUCCACCUACACCGAUCCUUCAGAUCCGUCCUCCACCCAGAUCAUGCUGGAAGAUGAGUCCGGCCGUCUUCGUCUUACUGGAACAUUCCUUUCUGCUACACAUUUGGUCACAGGCGCCAUUAUUGCGGUUCUCGGGACGGAGAACUCGAACGGAGACUUCGAGGUGAUCGAUAUCAAGGUUCCGGACCUGCCUCUGCAGCCUCCGCGGUGGGAGAGGGAUGGUGGUGCUCCAACAAAUACACAAGUCAAAGGCUCAGCGGAGGGAGGUGGCAAGAUUGCCUUUGUCAGUGGACUUGGUAUCACUGGUACAUCAAGCGACACGCUAUCCUUGGAGCUGUUAACGGAUUAUCUUCUGGGAUAUACGGGUUUGGGAAGUGCACAGAAUGGAAUUUCAGCAAAUGCUUCAAAAAUCACACGACUUGUCAUUGCAGGCAACUCACUCGGUGCCCCUGUGACCAUAGAUCCCGCCCCAGGUUCCAAGCCUGUGCAAAAGAAAUACGGAUACGACGCCUCUGCAUACAAUGCCCUGCCCAUCACACAACUCGACAAUUUCCUGGCCGAGAUCCUUCCCAGUAUUCCUGUGACCCUCAUGCCCGGCGAUCAAGACCCAGCGAACUUCUCUCUUCCUCAACAGGGAAUCCAUCGGGCCAUGUUCCCGCAAGCCAGAGCUUACUGCGCGCCUCCAGUACCCGGGGACGACAAGCAAGAGCCGGGUUGGUUCGACAGCGUCACAAACCCAUGGGAGGGUGAUGUGGAAGGAUGGCGCCUAUGGGGCUGCAGUGGACAGAACGUCGACGACGUAUUGCGAUAUUUGGAUUUCGCCGGAGAUGAUGAAAACUCCGAAACUGAUAACUCUGAAGCUCGAAUGCGGGUCAUGGAAGCUAUGCUCCGCUGGCGAUGCGGUGUUCCCACGGCGCCGGAUACACUUUGGUCUUACCCCUUCCAAGAAGUCGACCCGUUCGUGCUCGAGGCUUGCCCGCACAUCUUUUUCGCAGGCAGCCAGCCAAGCUUCAAGACGACCCUGAUCGAAGACAUCAUCCCGCUUCGUCUGGAUGGUGGUGAUACCGAAAUGACCGACACCGGGAAUAACUCACCAACCCGAGUACGAGUACUGUCAAUCCCGCGUUUCCAGAAAACCGGAGAACUAGUUCUAGUCGAUACGGAAACUCUAGAAGUUGAGGUGGUCCGAUUUGGUACUUUUGCCGGACAAGAGGAGAAAAAAUAG